AUGACUACUGCUCUCUUACAUCCCGCCCCCACCGUCUUCCUCGCGCCCCGCGCCCGUCAGCAGUUCCGCAAUGCGCCCGCCUCCCCGCUCGUAUGCGCAGCCCCCACCAGCAUCCCAGUACUCCGCAGACCACGCGCUAGUACGCAUUUCCUUCCCGUCGAAUCGCGCGCGCAGCGAACGGCAGCUGUAGCUAUUCGUUCUUGCGCUGCGAGAGUCGCCGCGCCAUCCGCGAAUUCCGGAACGCGAUGGGGUUCGUUGUCAGUGCUCCGUGCGACAGACGGCGACGGCGAUGUCGCGUCGACUAAUAGCGAGUCAAGUGGAUUCGAUAUACGACGCGUGGAGCAGUACACCGAGAGAGUGCCGGGGGAGGUGGUGGUGCUCAACGCGCUGGUGGAUGGGGAGGAGGACGAGGUGGUCGUCUUCAGGGGGUUUUCCUCAUCGCUAGUGCUACCCACGGCCUCGGACCCCUCAGACCCGGUGCUGCCCGCCUCUGCUGCGAUCAGCUCAGUCGAUCGAGUGAGGGGCCCCUUCAACCCUGCUCGCAUGGAGUACAUUCAGCAAGGCAUGCGAUGGGAGGAGUUUGACCAGCUGCUGGAAGCCAUGCACCUAUGA
Messenger RNA from Closterium sp. Yama58-4, 612 nucleotides. NCBI's taxonomy places the organism in Eukaryota, Viridiplantae, Streptophyta, Zygnematophyceae, Desmidiales, Closteriaceae. The record is from the annotation of a GenBank genome assembly.